Molecule: messenger RNA, 7109 nt
Organism: Leptonychotes weddellii (Weddell seal)
Lineage: Eukaryota; Metazoa; Chordata; Mammalia; Carnivora; Phocidae
Source: RefSeq, a predicted model, not a curated record
AUGAGGUACCGGGAGUUUGCCAGAUACAGGGAUGGAGAGCUGGUUAACACGGCACUUGCCAUGCCCUUGAGCAACUUAAAGCCUAGUGGGAAAGACGUACAAGGUUUUUUUGGAGAGCCAGGAAACUGGUAUUUGGAUAGCCUGAAGCCUGAAGAAGGAGCUGCUGCACGGUGGACGUUUCGUCCUGGCACGGUCCGGGACUCUAGGGUCAGCUAUGUCAUUAUGUGCUGGAUGUCUGUCCCUAUUUGCGGCACGUCCGCGCCGAGUAUGCGGACCCUGUCGCUCCGCCCGCCGUGGCCCCCGGGCCACCGCGUGCCGGGCGCGCAGCAGGUGCACGAGCGAGCGAGGGGCGCAUGGUCCUUGAAUUCCUGUGCAGGAUGCGAGGUCGCCGCGGUGGCCCUCAUUGAGCUCCUGUUCUGGAGGCGACAGACAAGCAAAUCAUCCAUUUCCAGGCAAUUGGAACGCGUUGGCACAGAUAUCUGUGCCACUUGCCAUGAACACGCUACCUGCAAGCAAACAGAAGGGAUGAAGAUGUGUGUUUGCAAAUAUGGAUUUGUGGGCAAUGGGAGGACUUACUGUAUUGAUAAAAACGAGUGCCAGUUUGGAGCCACCGUGGUCUGCGGAAACCACACAUCUUGCCACAACACGCUCGGAGGCUUUUACUGUGUUUGCCUAGAAGGAUAUCGAGCCACAAACAACAACAAAACAUUCAUUCCCAAUGAUGGCAGCUUUUGCACAGAUGUAGAUGAGUGUGAGGUUUCCGGCCUGUGCAAGCAAGGAGGACGGUGUGUGAACACUUAUGGAAGUUUCGAAUGCUACUGUAUGGAUGGAUACUUGCCAAAGAAUGGACCCGAGCCUUUCCACCCGACCAGAGAUGCCACGUCAUGCACAGAAAUAGACUGCGGCACCCCUCCUGAGGUCCCAGAUGGCUUUAUCGUCGGAAAUUAUACUUCUAGGCUUGGCAGCCAGGUUCAUUAUGCUUGCAAAGAAGGAUUUUUCAGUGGCUCAGAAGAUACAGUUUCAAGCUGCACAGCCUUGGGCACAUGGGAGUCCCCAAAAUUAAAUUGCCAAGAGAUCAAGUGCGGCCAUCCUCCGCAGGUGCGGCAUGCACUGCUGGUGGGGAAUCACAGCUCCAGCCCGGGCAGUGUGGCUCACUAUGUCUGUCAGGAGGGCUUUGAGAGCCCUGGAGGAAAGAUCACUUCUGUUUGCACGGAGAAAGGCACUUGGAGAGAAAGUACUUUGACAUGCACAGAAAUAAUUACAGAAAUUAGUGAUGUAUCAGUGUUUAAUAAUACCUGUGUGAGGUGGCAGAUAAAUCCAGGAAGGAUCAUCUCCAAGAUUGUUUACGUGAUAUACAUGAAAGGACAACGGUUGCACCCUGUGGGAUCAGUUCACGAGGAGACAGUCAACGUGACCACAGACAGCAGGACCCCAGAAGUGUGCCUAGAUCUGUACCAAGGCACCAACUACACCGUGAGCGUUUCCACCGCCCCCCCCGUGCGCUCCGUGCCGGCCAUCAUUGGGUUCCAGACGGCUGAAGAUGAUCUCUUAGAAGAUGAUGGAAUUUUCAAUAUUUCAGUAUUCAGUGAAGCUUGUUUGAAACUGAACAGGCACCCUAGGAAACUCGGAUCAGAACAAAUGUACCAAUUUAAAGUUCUGGGUCAAAGGUGGUAUCUGAAUAAUUUUUAUCAUGCAACAUCAUUUAACUUUACAACAAGGGAACGAGCUCCAGUGGUGUGUUUAGACCUGCACCCAGCAACUGAUUACACAGUGAAUGUCACUGUCCUGGGAUCUUCUGAGCAGCACUCAGUGCAAAUAACGAUGACAGUGGCACCAGCAGUAAAACAGAUCAUCGGUAACAUUUCAAUAUUUAAUGAAACCUGCUUGAGAUGGAGAAGUACAAAGACCGCUGAUACAGAGGAGAUGUAUUCAUUCCACAUUCGGGGCCAGAGAUGGUAUCAGAAGGAAUUUGCCCAGGAGAUGAUCUUUAAUAUCACUGCCAGGAGCCAGGCUCCUGAGAUGUGCUUGGACCUGCGUCCGGGUACCAACUACAGCAUCAGCGUCCACGCUUGGUCUUCUCAGCUUCCCGUGGUCCUCUCCCUGACAACCCAGAUUACAGAGCCUCCCCUUCCGGAAGUAGACUUUGUCACAGCGCAUGGAGGGCCUCUACCACGUCUGAGACUGAGGAAAGCCAAGGAGAAAAAUGGACCUAUCAGUUCAUAUCAGGUGUUAGUGUUUCCCCUGGCCCUCCAAAGCACAUUUUUUUGUGAUUCUGAAGGGACCACCUCAUUCUUUAGCAACACUUCUGAUGCUGAGGGAUAUGUGGCUGCAGAACUACUGGCCAGAGAUGUUCCAGAUGAUGCCACGGAGAUAUCUAUUGGAGACAGGCUGUACUAUGGGAAAUACUAUAAUGCACCUUUGAAAAAAGGGAACGAUUACUGCAUUAUAUUACGAAUCACAAGUGAAUGGAAUAAGGUGAGAAGAUGCUCCUGUGCAGUUUGGGCUCAAGUGAAAGAUUCGUCAUUCGUGCUGCAGCAGAUGGUGGGCGUCGGGCUGGGCUCCAUGGCCGUUGUGAUUGUUCUCGCAUUCCUCUCCUUCUCAGCCGUGUGAUUGCAGAUGGGCGCUACGUGUGGGGGAUGCAGUGCUGCUGGGGGCAGGUGUAAUGACAGCCUCUCAGGUGCCUGCCUACACAGAGGCCCCGUGUGGCUUCCAUCCAGGUGUGUCUGGGUCUGCAACUUUUUCCAUCCCCAGCUUGGCCCCAUUUCUGGAUUCAAGACGGUGAAUACCUCUGUGGAACCCCCCAAGAGGAGGAAGCUCAGGAAUUGCUGACGUCUUCUCUGCCUACUACACAACCAGUUCUGUGUCCGUGUACUUGAGACCCUUGAUAGAUAGUGUAAUAUUGACCACAGGCUACAGAUCAUGUGGGUUGGACCUUGGUCUUCCUCUGAGUGAUUCCUGAGAGUCAGCUCUUCUGGAAAUUGAAUGCAAGAGAGUCUCUGCACCUUCCUUUAUAGCAUCUCUGGAUUCAUUUGGAAUCAUCCUUUUACAAUGAGCAAUGAGACGGACUUAAGUUUGGGCUAGAAUUUGCCUUUAUGAAGGAGGCCAUCGAAAAGGAUAGAGAUCAUUGACAGAGGCAACUUGUCAAACAUUUUAGAAGCAACCCCUUUCCUACAAUUAAUUGACAUACUAAUAGAAAGUAUACUAACCUGGCCACUCCAGUAAGUUUCCUGCAAUGUCUGUUAGGCAGCGUUGCUUUGAUACAGAUCCAUGGGUCUUACAGGUAUUCAAAAGCCAUAAGUUUUCAUUCAAAUAAAAAUACUCUGUCAAUUUAGACAGUUCUUCUCUUCCACACCAAAGUUUAUAGCAGUCUUGGCUAACUUUUUUCAUUACUCUCUCUUAAAAAUGCCCUUGUCUUCCUUUAGAUUGGGUGCUCAUGUAGUAACAAUGGGCUGAAACACUGUUAAGCCCAUGGCCAGCGUCCAUGUGUUUACAGGGAAGGGGGAAGACUGUGAGUGAUGUGAUCUUCCCCUUUACCUACAGCCUCAGUGACAAUGGCUGUUACUUUACCAUGAACCAUGACACAUUAGAUGUAAGCGGUCCUGGGCCCGCUCUCAACUUGCUGAAUUUACAGAUGGGCGUAUUAGAUUGGACUUUUAAAACCUCAAUCAGUGUUCUUUAACUUUCCUCCCUAACUGAUGGUGUGACUCCAAGGCUCAGUAAGAAACGAAUGGAGCAGAGGCAUGUGGCUCUCCUAGGCAACAAUGGUAUUCUCCCUCUUCUCCCUCUUUUUCGAGGCCUGGAGAAUAAAAAGCUUGGGGGAGGCAAGCAGGGGACAGUUGUAGUAUAUGACCUUCGGGGGCAGUGUGUAUGAACAUGGCCCUGGAAUUGUGCAGGGUUGCAGUCCUGCAGAAGAGGGACAAUGUUCCUGACGGGGUGGGGGCAGAGUUCUCUCUCUGCUAGCUCACUGGGCAUUCGUUGACGGUCAGAUCUGAGUGGUCUGGGCUGGUGGGCAGAGGAGGAAACGAGAGGAACAAUAGAAACAGGUGGAAACUGUCUGUGAAGCGGCCCUGCCCUGGGAGACCUGGCUCCAAGUAUAUCCCCUCAACUGGGGAGAGUCAGAGAGAGGGAAGUGAUAUCCUGACCCUUGGGUGUUCAGGAACAGCUGUUAGCCCCAGGCCCCAUCAGCAUUCGGCAGUAUUUGGAAUAAUUGUCCUUUGUCCUCUGAGGCACCACCUUGGCCUAUAACCUAGGAUCAGCAUUUAGAAACUUUCGUGCUCUCAUCUUAGGUGCUCUCAAAAGACUAAUACACAUAGCAUUCUACUUUUCAUUUUUAUAUGCAACUAUUCAAGCUCAUAGUAUUUUCACAGGCUUUGAAUGAAAUUUGGAAUCAUUACACAUUAUCGUGGUUAGUGUAGGGUAGGGUCUCUGAUGAGUAAGGAUUUUCCUGAAAGCCUCCUCUAUCCAAAAGAGAAUCUGAACUCCCAUUAUUAUUAUUAUUUUACUGGUUCUGUAAACACCAUAUGUUUCUGCAGCCUCCUUAACUUCCAGCUUUAGAAUUAGCUGCCAAAGAAGUUCCUGUGCUCCACAGGGGAGCUUAGCAAAAUUGUCAUUGAAAGGAAGAAAUCCCACUUGCUUAGUAUCAAAAGCUUCUAGUUAAAAUAACUCACUAAAUAUUGAGUAAAAUAUUACGUAAAAUGUACUUGUGGGUAUAGUGCGGAAGUAUGAAAGAAUACUAAAAUAACAAAAACAUGGACUUUUUCACUGUCUAUGAAUGUUCUAAAUGACAGCCCAGAGUUGCUCAGUAGUAUUACUUAACGAGAGCAGGGGCUGAGCAUUGGCAAGAGGAUGUGCCAUCUUUCUGCAGUUCUAAUUGUUUUCUCAUAAACUUGAGGGCAGCCAGAAGUUCUCUAAAUUCACGUGGUAGCUUUGCCACAAGACUGUUCUUCUUUUCCCAAGCCGAUUCAUGGUUAAGGUGGGGAGGGGAUCUCAGGAGAGUGAUAGUGGGUCUUCCUGGGAGAAUGCAGGGUCUGUUUGUCGAAGGACCGGUAGGACAGCGCUCGGAGUUGGGUUUGCGUGCCACUACAUAAAGCUAGGCCCGAGCUGGGGGUGGAGAAAGGAUCUUUCCCUUAUUAACUGUCUUGGGGACAGUGUGUCGAGUUGAGCUCUGAGACCUGGCUGUGUGCUCCCUUCUAGAUGAGGAGUCAAAAUUGGGGGUUGCCCAGCUAGGGGGCUGAUUAUUCCUUAGCCGAUUUGUGUGUGUGCAUGCCUGUAGUUUUGCUUUAUCUCAUUGGAGUUUUUGUUUACACACAUUCUUCCAUCCCCUCCUCACGACAGUUGGGGAUGGUGGGAAGGUCAGGGGUUACCGUUUUCCCCACAUUAGAACGGAGAAAUGGGUUCAGACAGGUAUGUGACCUGAAUUGUGGGGUUAAAUUUUCUGACUGCAAGUCUGGUCCUCAUUCCUGGAAUUGGACAGGCCUUGAGCUAACCUUUGAACAGUCCUUUUGGUUUUGGGGAGAAUCAGGUCUUUGCAUUUCCUACACACACACACACACUUUAACCAUUGUCCUUAAGUACUGCAACACAGGCCUUUUUAUAUCUAUCUUUUCACUAUAUGGUAUCUCCCCGCCCCUCCCUCACUUCUAGAGGAGAACACAAACUACCAAACAGAUGGAAGUUAAUAAGGGGAAAUAGGUAAUAGCCCAUCUCUGACUCAAGACCUGAAAUUGUAGCUGGGAACUUAACCAAGACCAGAGCAGAAGUGAUUAUCUUGCAAUUCCACAUUAGCUUGGAAUCAAGUUAAUAUUUAAAUUGAUUUUAAAGGAAGUAAAAAAGAAUUCUCAGUGCUCCCUUUUUAUUGCUAACCUCACAUUUGGAUUUUCUAAGCCGCCUAUUUUUCUAUUCUAUUCAUCUGAGGGAAAACCAGAAUCAGUAGUGGUAGUCAAUCAAAUAGUGUGUUGGGGGCCUUUUGCCUGCACCAUUGUCACUGAACGGAAGUGCACGAUUUGGGAGAGGAAAGAGGGCGUGGCUUUUUCUGCGCCCAAGUUUGUGGGCGGGGGAUACAUUGAGGCAAACCAGUUAAAAAAAGCAGUGUGCUCAUUGUUUGAGAGAGAAAAAGAGAAUGAAUGAAUCAUUUUGGUGAUGUGUAUGUAUGCACGUGUACCCAUAUCCAUACUUUCUGGGCACAACCCAGGGUUACCAGAAUGGGGUUCAACGACACAUGUUUUGUAAACUAUUGCUUCUUUCCUUCUUGGGCACAUUUAUUUAUUUAUUUAUUAUGUCAAUAGUGACUACGUUAAAAGUUUGUGCUGUAGUUUCUUUAACCAAUACUCUUCUGUGCAUGGUGCAUUUAGAAUGUUUCCAGAUGUUUGCUAUCCUUAUACAAUUCGUAUGUAUGUAAUUAUCAUUUAGGCUAAAUUCCUAGGGAUGAAAUUGAAAACGAUAUACAUUUUGUGUUUACUACAUAUUGUCAGAGGAAUCUCAACAGGAAGUUUAUACCAGUUGACAUUUUCACCAGCAGAAAGCCUCAAACACCACUGGGCACUGUUGAUGCGUUUCAUCUUGAUUAAUCUGAUGGGUGAAAAAUGAUGACUCAGUGUUUUACUUGCAUAUCUCUAUUUUUGCAUGUGGAUUGGUCAUUUGUAAUUUUGUCUUGGUGAAUUAUUUUUUUUCCCAAGUGCUUGUCUUGUCUUUUAUUGAUAUGAAAAGCUCUUUGUAUCAUAGUAAUUUUUUUUUCCUAGCUGUCAUAUAUUUUGUAAACAAAUUUUCUAAUUUAUCAUCUCCCUUUUGACCUUGUUUGUGUCAAAAAUUGCCACACAAAAACUCUACAUUUGGAUAGUCAAAUUUAUCAGUCUUUUCCUAAUCUAUUUUGCCUUUGGUGCCAUGCUUGGAGGGACCUUCCAGUCUCAAGGUAAUAAAUCUAAAUCAGCAGUUUAAAAAAAAAACACAUAAGUCUAUAAUCCAUCUGAAAUUUAUUUUAGUAUAAGGAGUGAGGUUCGGGGGGUGGAUCUUUUUUUUAUUCAGUUGCUAAAUGGUUUAGCCAGUUGUCCUAUUAAUAUUCAUUGAUUUUUUUCCCCCAGUGAUUUGAAUUAUAUACUGAAUCAUAUACCAAA